This is a messenger RNA of Ananas comosus (pineapple), 2918 nucleotides long. RefSeq names its product type I inositol polyphosphate 5-phosphatase 4-like. The record is from RefSeq and is a predicted model, not a curated record. The coding region runs from base 601 to 2304 and encodes 567 amino acids. The transcript is spliced from 14 exons. Lineage: Eukaryota; Viridiplantae; Streptophyta; Magnoliopsida; Poales; Bromeliaceae. Gene Ontology annotation, molecular function: phosphatidylinositol-3,4,5-trisphosphate 5-phosphatase activity; inositol-polyphosphate 5-phosphatase activity; phosphatidylinositol-4,5-bisphosphate 5-phosphatase activity. Gene Ontology annotation, biological process: phosphatidylinositol dephosphorylation.
UUCCCUGUUUUGGGUUGGCCUUGGAUUUGGGGUAAAAGGCCUCGAUCGAGGCGAAGGAAGAGAGAGAGAGAGAGAGAGAGAGAGAGAGAGAGAUAAAGAGAGGGAGAGAGGGAGGGGUGGUUCAAUACUUAACACUUUAUUCUCUUCAAAUUGGAUACUUUGCUGCGCCACUGAGGAACGAGGUUUUGAGAAAUGCGAGUGUGGGUACUACCAUUCCCUCUCAAAUUGAUCUCUUCCCCUGUUGAUUAGCGCCCACAUUGCUUCGUUUUCAUCAAAAAGAUCGAGUUUUGUUCACCACCCAUUGAUCCAAAUCGGUUCAAUCGAAGAAUCCAUCUGGAGAACAGGGUUAAAGGAGCCUCUUUUGCCUUUGAUUUCAUAGUAGCCGAUCUAGGUAGAGUGUUUUGUGGGGUUUUGAUCUGUUUCUAUGUGGAAACAAGUGGGGAAAUAGUGAGUAGUAGUAGAAGAAGAAGUGGGCUUUCCCCCCUCAUUGUCCCUCUUCUUCUUUUUUCUUUUUGUUUUUACUAUUUGGUGAUAAAUAUUUUGGAGAGGUGGGGGGAGGGAGAAAACCAGUUUGGAGCUGUAUGAAGGAGUUGUGAAACAAUGAGAGAUGAGAAUUCAAAGAAAAGCAAGUUGUCCUGGUCCAAGACCCUUGUUAGAAAAUGGUUCAACAUCAGGACCAAAUCUCAGGACUUUCAUGCAGAUUAUGUUGCUGGAAAAGGAGGGAAGGGGGAAUGGAGGACCAGCUUCUCAGAGAGAGAGGCAUGCACAGUGAAAAAAAGCAGGACAGAGAGGUUGCCAAAGAAGUGCGCGGAUCGGCCUCGGCGAGGAAGGAUGGAAUAUGAAGCAGCUCCUGUGAUAGAUACUCAGGAGUAUAGGGUGUUCGUUGCGACAUGGAAUGUAGGCGGGAAGUCGCCGCCGAGUUACUUGAAUCUAGAGGACUGGCUCCUUUCUUCUCCUCCUGCGGAUAUAUACGUUCUUGGGUUCCAGGAAAUCGUUCCUUUGAACGCGGGAAAUGUUCUAGGGACAGAAGAUAAUGGCCCGGCAAAGAAAUGGGUUGCCCUGACUAGACGGACACUUAACAAGCUCCCUGGAACCGCCGUCUACGGCAGCUACCACACUCCUUCCCCUGUUCCCGAUCCUAUCGUGGAGCUCGACGCGGAUUUCGAGGGCUCGUCGAUGAGGCAGAAGAACUCGUCGUUCUUCCACCGCCACUCAUUUCAAUCCCUUAGUCGUAGCUUAAGAAUCGAUGGUGAUAUCAUGGUGCCGCAAGCGAGGCUGGACCGUCGAUUUAGCGUCUGCGACCGGAUCAGCUUUGGGAGUCGACCGAGCGAUUUCGAUGGCAAUUUUAGAUAUAAUGGGUCGUCGGAUGAUGAGAAUAUCGAGGGGGAGUCGCCAAGUACCGUUUUCUUCUCUCCGAUUCCAUAUGGGUAUGGUGCUCCGCCUUCUAUGCAGGAAAUGAAUAUGCAAUCGGGAAACUCCAGGUAUUGCUUAGUGGCCAGUAAGCAGAUGGUCGGGAUAUUUCUCACGAUUUGGGUGCGGAGCGAAAUCCGAGAUGAUGUGAAGAACUUGAAGGUCUCUUGUGUCGGCAGGGGUUUGAUGGGUUAUCUUGGUAACAAGGGCUCGAUAUCAAUCAGCAUGUCGUUGCACCAAACAAGCUUCUGCUUUAUUUGUAGCCACUUGACGUCAGGACAGAAGGAAGGGGACGAGCUGCGGAGGAAUUCGGAUGUAAUGGAGAUUCUGAGGAAGACGAGAUUUCCGCGGGUUCAUGGAGUUGGAGACGAGAAAUCCCCCGAAACAAUUAUGGAACAUGAUCGUAUAAUUUGGCUCGGGGAUUUGAAUUACCGUAUCGCUCUUUCAUAUCGCUCGGCCAAGGCUUUAGUUGAAAUGCACAAUUGGAAGCAACUUUUGGAGAAAGAUCAGCUUCGAAUAGAGCAAAGAUGCGGUCGAGUUUUCACAGGCUGGAGAGAAGGAAGGAUAUAUUUCCCCCCAACAUACAAAUAUUCGAAUAACUCGGAUCGGUAUGCGGGGGACGACAUGCACCCGAAAGAGAAACGGAGAACACCUGCGUGGUGCGACCGGAUUUUAUGGUACGGGAGAGGGCUGAACCAAUUGUCUUAUGUCCGUGGCGAGUCCCGAUUCUCCGACCAUAGGCCAGUGUACAGCACCUUCUCAGCUGAGGUCGAAAUGAUAAGCCGCUGCCGAAUCAGGAAGAACAUGGGUUGUUCGAGUUCGAGGGUAGAGGUUGAAGAACUCUUGCCGUACUCCCAUGGUUAUACCGAUCUCAAUUUCUACAGAUGGGGUUGAACAUCGAGGAUUCAAGGGUGUUCUGCGGGACUUCAAUACGCCGAAUGAGCUGCAGAAAAUUUCUUUCAAGCCUAUAGGUAACAGAGAAGAUUUUGUCCAAAACUAACACAAAGGAAAAAUCUAUGUAAUUUUGCCGCUAACUUCAUAUCCGUCGUCGGGCCCACAAAUUACAGUAAAGAAAGAGUUUCUUAUUCUACAAUAACUUCGUCGCUAACUACAUCACCCGACUUGGUCGAAUCGCCAGUCGAAGCCUUCUAACUAAUUCACAUCGAGCGAAAUCGGUUGAUAGCAGGGAUCAGCCAAUCGACGAAGCCGACACUUAAGAUCAUCCUCGCUUAAUCUCGAGUGAAUAAUCGCGUGCGAGUGGGCUAUUAUGUUGGUACCCUUUUAAUUAUGAUACAUGACAUGAUUCUUCUGAACUAGUUGUAGGGAAUUUGUGAGAAGAGAAUGGAGACUUACAGAAAAAUAAUCAUGUGUACAGCUUUUUUUUGUUUUGAUUUUUUUUUUUUUGUUUUUGUUUGUUAUUUAAUUUGGAAAAGUUUGUAAUGAGCUUUGCAUUGAUACUCAUUGCCCCUGUGUUAAAAGAAUGUAGCCAUUAUGUAUGUUUGCUCAGA